AUCCAUAUAGAACCAUCUGGUAAAGUCCAGGCAUUUCAACCAUCGACUAUAAGUUUAAACAAGAAUAUCAUUCUUUUGAUAGUUAUAUCCAUAAACUCGUAACUGUUCAUCCACAUUCGCAAUGUCUGUAGUCUUUGAAUCUCUUCUCAUCAAGUUCAAACCCAUUCUGGUUGAACACCCCGAAUCCCCUCCUGCUUCUUUCUCAUCCGUGACCGAUCACCUCAAGUCAAUUCCUGGGGUCGAGUCCGUGUACCUUGGCAAACCCCUCGAGAAACCUGAUUACUGGGUUCUGGGUAUCCGUUGGGCCUCGCGCCCUGCCUAUGAUGCCUUCGUUUCCGGCUCCGCUGCCACCGAUUGGCAUGCUUCUUUGCGCGCCUUACUGGCCGAGCACCCUGUCGUCAGUCCAAUCGCAGAGUAUACAGGCCAUGCCGAGCGCGCCCUCCAUGCACCUAUUACAGAAUUUUGUACUUGUUGGGGUGCUGAUGAAACCUUCACGGAGGAUAACAUGAAGCCAUUCGCCGUUGCUUGUGAAGAGGGUGGGUUGGCUGGGCUUCAUGGCUUGGCUUACGGCGAAUUUGUACAAGGACAACAUGAGAACCCUUCGGUUAUUCCUGGCCGAGCAUCUAGGCUACUGAUGGGUUGGGAUAGCAAAGAGGCCCGUUUGCAACACAACAAUAGUAGAAGUGGUAAGUCUCAUUUCUUUGUUGCGCCAUUAGUGCUGACUAAAUUGCACCGCAGUAAUUGACGAUAACGUAUACUAUCUGCUUGCUCGGAACAAGAGCCUUGAAAUAGUGAGCCAUCUAGGAAGUUGUAGAAAGCCCGAGCAACUAACAUUUCAUGUAGUAUCAUGUCCCUUUCAGAAAGCUCUGAGACUUAAUGUCACGCCUAAAGGUCGCAGGUGAUACCAGAUUGUUAUUGGAUUAAGUAGAGAACAAAAUAACACUGAGUCAACGCGCCGUCGAAAAUCAGAUACCUUGAAAGCUGUCACUUGUCAUUGUGAGGCUCUCUCUUCCUGCCAAUAAGCCCCGUCUUGAUCCGUACGUCCCGAUGAAAUGCGAU
Messenger RNA from Fusarium verticillioides 7600, 1059 nucleotides. RefSeq lists its product as hypothetical. The record is from RefSeq and is a predicted model, not a curated record. NCBI's taxonomy places the organism in Eukaryota, Fungi, Ascomycota, Sordariomycetes, Hypocreales, Nectriaceae. The coding region runs from base 122 to 745 and encodes 207 amino acids. The transcript is spliced from 2 exons.